AUGUCGCCCCGGAGCUUGGUGGCGGCAAACGUGAUGAUCACCGCAUAUGCCCGAAAGGGGCACGUCAUAGAUGCAAAGAAUGUCUAUGAUUCUAUGCUGGAGCACAGCUCCAUUUCGUGGAGUGCUAUGAUCACAGCCUUUGUGUCAACUGGGAAUAUAGGCGACGCCUGCGAUCUCUUACAAGCUUUGCCAGAGAGGGAUAUUACGUGCUCAAACUUAGUCAUUGCGGCAUAUGCCCAAGCAGGGCAUUUGCCUCAAGCCAAGCGCUUGUUUGACGAGAUGCGCCACCGUGAGAUGGCAACUUGGAACGCAAUGCUCGAGGCACUCGCUGGUGCCAGAGACGACGUGAUCGAAAUGGAGAGAUUUUUCGAGACGAUGAUGCCGGGGUGGAGCGCUGCGUCUUUGACAAUACUAGUGACUGCACUGGCUCGCCAUGGCCGCCUUGACGAGGCUCGAGUAGCAUUCGAGACAAGGCCACAGCUACACGACCUUGUCUCGUGGACGGCACUGCUUGCAGGCUUCGCUCUCCAUGGCGAUGGGGAUGACGAUAUCCAAGAGUGCGAGACCAUCUUCUUCCACAAAAUGCCCCUCCACAACCACGUUACUUGGACCAUGAUGCUCGCAGCCUACGCCAGGCACACGGAUCUCUCGCGAAGGGCGUCCGAGUUCUUCCACGAAAACUUGCCGCAGCACUCCAUCGCGUCGAGCAACACCGCUAUGGCAAUCCACGUCCAGGCCGGGAAGAUGGACCGGGCUCGCGCGCUGUUUGAUGGAAUGGAGCUGCGAGACGUCGAGACGUGGGAUCUUCUUCUCAGGGCCACGCCAGCUGACGAGGUGAAUCGAGUGUUCGAGAGAGUGCCCGAGCACACUCCACUGUCGUGGGCUACCAGGAUCACAGCAACCGUGACGAGUCGCCAUCUCGAGAACGCUCUUGCCAUGCUCGACAGCCUGCCCGACCACCACCAUCUCGAAUCGUGGACGAAGCUUAUGAAGUGCUUUGGCGAGCAGGGAUUCUUGGAGACCGCCAAGGCAAUCUUCGAGACGCGAAUGCCCGUGCACGACCGAGUCUCGUCCACGGUGAUGCUGAUGUCGUAUGCCCGGCACGGGCAUUUCGUCCAAGCAAAGGAGAUGUUGCAAAGCUUGCCGGAUAAAGACAUGGAGUCGUGGAACUCCCUGCUCCACGUCAACGUGGCGGACGAAGCCUUGAAAGUUUUCCAGAGGAUGCCUGCUCGAGACGUGGUUUCGUGGACGAGCAUGCUUACGUCCUACGUCCAAGCAGGUCGAGCGGAAGAAGCUCUCCAUCUCUAUCGUUGCAUGAACCUCGAAGGCGAACGGAUCAACAGAGUCACCCUGGUGGCGGCCAUCGAUGCCUGCGCCGAUGCUGCUGCCAUAGCCGACGGACAAGCCAUUCACUUCGGUUACGCUGCACACGACCACUACUGCUGGCCUGACACCAAACGUGACGCUCGAGUAGAGAAUUCGCUGCUGAGUAUGUAUGGACGAUGCGGGAGCUUGGCACAGGCCACGGCUCUGUUCGUCGAGAUGCGCGAGAGAAGAGACUUGGUGUCGUGGAACACCAUGAUCACAGCAUACGCGCAGCGGCAGAGCCGAUCAAACACCUCUGCUGCGCUUGAGGUGUUCCAGCGGAUGAACCAACAAGGUGUCCUUCCCAACGACAUCACUUUCACUGCGCUGCUGUGUGCUUGCAGCCGCUCCGGAUGGCUUGACGCUGCCUGGAGCUUGUUCCGCACUAUGAUCGCCGACUUCGGCCUCGAAGCUUCCACGCGUCACAUCGUUUGCAUGGUCGAUCUGCUCGGACGAGCGGGAAGGCUAGAUGAUGCGGAGAGAGCGAUCCGCGGAGCGUCACUGGCCGAGCUCGGUGUUGCUUGGAGAACGCUUCUCGCUGCCUCGGAGGUGCACGGUAACGCAAACACUGGAGCACGGGCUGCAAAGCUCGCAGCCUCGUCGGCUUGUUCUUCCCGUUCUCAGGCCUACGUACUGCUAUCCAACUUACUGACCACGUCCUAA
Messenger RNA from Selaginella moellendorffii, 2028 nucleotides. RefSeq names its product pentatricopeptide repeat-containing protein At2g35030, mitochondrial. The record is from RefSeq and is a predicted model, not a curated record. The transcript has a single exon. Gene Ontology annotation, molecular function: protein binding; RNA binding. The coding region runs from base 1 to 2028 and encodes 675 amino acids. Gene Ontology annotation, biological process: RNA modification. Lineage: Eukaryota; Viridiplantae; Streptophyta; Lycopodiopsida; Selaginellales; Selaginellaceae.